Messenger RNA from Eruca vesicaria subsp. sativa (arugula), 1291 nucleotides. Lineage: Eukaryota; Viridiplantae; Streptophyta; Magnoliopsida; Brassicales; Brassicaceae. The record is from the annotation of a GenBank genome assembly.
ACAAGUGAGAGGAGAGUCUAGUAGUAGGUUAACACACUUGUUCCUGUGUUAAUCCUCUAACCAGUUUCGACUAUCUCUCCACUCCAUCCUUCUCUUUCAAAAAAAAAAAAAAAUUAGGGUUUUUUGGUCCUUGCUCGAUUCCACGAUCUCUAAAGCAUUCUCUCUGGAUUCUCGUCUCUGAUCAAUCCUCUUUUAUUCUAAACCUAAUCAGAGAAAAACCAUGUCGAUAGUUGAAACUCUGUCUCUGGAACCAAACCCCAAAAGACAGAAGAUCGAACCGAUGUUCAACGACUCCUUGUCUUGUGUUCACUCGUUCGCUCGUCACGGUGUCUGCACCGCCUGCAAUUCAAUGAUUGAAAAGCGCCACUUCAGAUCAUUCCACUAUUACUCCGAUGGUCUCCAGAUAAGCCACGACGCCUUGGCCUUAACAAAACGUGUCACAACCAAGUUUUCUUGUAUGAGCGACAAGAAACUUCACCUAGUCCUUGACCUAGACCAUACCCUUGUCCACACCACAAUCGUUACAUCUCUCACGGAAACAGAGAAGUAUCUAAUCCAAGAAGCGGGUUCAAGGCACGAUCUCUGGCUCUUGAAAUCCGACGAUGAUCCCGUCGAGCACUUUAUAAAGCUACGUCCUUUUGUUCUUGAUUUCUUGAAAGAAGCGCACAAGAUAUUCAACAUGUAUGUUUACACAAUGGGUAACCGCUGUUACGCUGAAUCCGUCUUGGAGCUUAUUGAUCCGAGGCGAAUCUAUUUCGGUAAAAGAGUGAUAACGAGAGAGGAGAGUCCUUACAUGAAGACGCUUGAUUUGGUUUUGGCUGAUGAGCGUGGUGUGGUGAUUGUGGAUGAUACACGUGAUGUAUGGCCUGAUCACAAGAGCAACUUGAUUGAGAUUAGCAGGUACAACUAUUUUAGGAUGAGUAAUAAGCAAUGUUCAAGGGCAUACUCUGAGGAGAGGAUAGAUGAAAGUGAAUGCAAUGGUGGGUUGGUUAAUGUUUUGAGGUUAUUAAAGGAAGUUCACUGUGGAUUCUUUAGUGUCAAAGAGGAGUUGGAGUCCAAAGACGUGAGGUUGCUGCUACAAGAGAUUGAAUUUAGUCGUGGUUUACUACACGAAUAAUCUUUUGUUCUUUAGAAACUUCAUUUUUAAGCACUGUAAGUUACAAUUUGUAACUCUUUGAUCUCGUUCAUAUGUAAGAACUUUGGAAAGUUAUAUUUUGAAUAGAAAACUUUAAUGCAUAUUCCAUACAAAUGUAAGUAUUUUACGAUAAUUGGAAGACUAAUAAUAGCUUAG